This is a messenger RNA of Hymenoscyphus albidus, 450 nucleotides long. The record is from the annotation of a GenBank genome assembly. Lineage: Eukaryota; Fungi; Ascomycota; Leotiomycetes; Helotiales; Helotiaceae.
AUGUUUGAGCCUCACAAUGAAGGCCACCAUCCCCCCUUUCAUUGGCCUCUGCAAUCCAAGGCUGGCCGAAUUCUCGACCACCACAACCACGAAUUCGGCCUCUGCGGUACCAUAACCAAGACCCGGUUCGGUAGCUGGCCAACGAAACGGAGAGACCCAAGGAAAACAGGAAAAUGUAAUGUAUGUCGGCCAACUCAUCCACGCUCAUAAUCUGUUACCACACAUACUCACAUGUGCGCAAUGACCCAGAUGAGUCUGGGUGAGAACAAGUCGGUCGAGGAAAAGGACAGACCGAAGAGUGCAGAGAGGAGUUCACGGCAUAUCGAAAGCCAUUACCAAGUCACCUCUACACUACGUGACAAGAACAACUCAUAUCAUGUUGAUGGACUUGCACCUUCGCCUCGUCCCAGAUCACCACCUCAUCAUGUCAUCGCGUUCAUUGAAGCAUAG